Molecule: messenger RNA, 9361 nt
Organism: Lineus longissimus
Lineage: Eukaryota; Metazoa; Nemertea; Pilidiophora; Heteronemertea; Lineidae
Exons: 10
Coding region: 1-7665 (2554 amino acids)
Biological process (GO): regulation of transcription by RNA polymerase II
Cellular component (GO): nucleus
Molecular function (GO): RNA polymerase II cis-regulatory region sequence-specific DNA binding; zinc ion binding; DNA-binding transcription factor activity, RNA polymerase II-specific
Source: RefSeq, a predicted model, not a curated record
AUGGGUAAGGAAGAGGAGGAAGUAGCAGAAAAUGUGGCAGAAACAGCUGCCCAAGAAAAGGUUGCCUCAGUUGUGAGUGUCAAGAGAGAGAGAUCGCUGAGCCCCCCAUCAACAACUGAAAACAAUACACACCACUGCAAGAAAAGAUGUGUGUCGCCAUCUGAUGGGACGACUCAAGAGACCACAGAAAAAAGUAAGGCCACGGAAGAAGCACCAAGUCCCGACAGCUCUAAAGAUGGUGAUUCUGAUCUUGGUAGCGCGGCGCGUAACCGCUCUCUCGAAGCAUUGUUCAAAGUGACUGACUCGGAGCUGCAGAGUAUUACCUCUAAGGUUAAAGUCCCAAUCAUAGCAACUGAGGCUUUGACGUCUUCACCAGGUUCCGUCCAAGAAGUGCAUGUAUCCGUUGAGAAUUCUGCCGCAAACACAGUUGUAGAAGCUGUGGAAGCCAUCAGUACCACACCACCUAGUGGUGAGGUUGAAAUGGUACAAAUUGUUACCGUGGUUCCCGAGGAUAUGAUUACUUAUCAAUAUCUAAAUGCAGAUAAUGCAAAUCAAAAAUUUCAGUUGAAGUCGGACUCUUCGGAAGAUCACGGUUAUCAAAUUGUCUAUGUAAAUCCAGAUAAUUCACGACAAAUGGAACAGAACGUCCAUUUAGCAUAUCCGGCACAAACAGUGUAUCAAGAUUUACAGGUUGUGCAAAAUCCACAACAGCCCAGUUCAAGUCCUUCAACGCCAUCAGCCGCAACACCUAACCAAGAAAUUGCCCGGAAACGAAAAUAUUCAGCGCAAAAACCUGGCCGGCAUAUUUGUCCAUAUUGCAGUCGGGGUUGUGCCAAGCCGUCAGUGCUGGAGAAGCACAUCCGCGCUCAUACGAAUGAACGGCCUUACCCUUGUGUUCCCUGUGGAUUUUCAUUCAAGACUAAAAGUAACUUGUACAAACAUUGUAAAUCCCGCGCCCAUGCUAUUAAGAUUGGUCACUCUGCGGCGAGCAUUGACGAGAUGGACUUAAAUAAAUCAACAGAUAAAGAUGACAUAGGGGAAGGAAGUGAUAUCUCUGAGAGUGAAUUAGAUGGUGAUGAUGGAGGUACCCAUAUUGAAAUGAUGCCACCAGCGAGAAGGUUGGAUAGCCAGGGCCAGUCAACAGACUCUGAUUGUGCUGCAGCCUUAUCUGUGGCAGGAUUAUAUACGGGGAGAGUAAGCAUGCAAAGUGAGGCACCGUCGACUAAACAUGAUGAAGUUGUCAUAAUAACUGACAUUCAGGACAAAACUGCCUCAUCGAAUUGGCAACUUCAAAGACCAAAUGUAGGCCAAAUUACAAAGUCACAUUCGUUUACCAUGCAUCAAGGGGAGGAUGAAAAGUUACUUUUUUCAUCUGGGAGUUUUGAUUCGGCGGCGGCUGGAAUAUCACGAGCAGAAAAACAGUCGAAAUUUCUCCUCCGAAGUGCCUCGGAGCCAUCCAAGUCAAUGACACCGGAAAUGCUGAAUCAGAGGAUUUCUGCCCUGAUAUCCGCCAAUGAUGCAGUUUUGUCUACACCAAUGGCUGACCCACCCCGACCAAAGAGAUUAUCACGGCAAAACAGUGAAAAUAAGGAAUAUACACAACCAAGGUUGUUGCUGCAACAGGGAUAUCAACAACCAGCUGGGAACGUUGUUAUGGUUAGUUCAAACCAGAUACAGACAGAGGGGGUGAGAAUUAUGCCAAAACCACAGGUAGUGACCCCUGUCCCACAAGAGCAGUACUAUAUAAUUGGGGAUCAUGUAGGCAUGAGCAGCCAAAUGCAGGUGCCAAGACUUGAACUUGCCACUCCCGUCGAGAUGGAGCGCCAACGACCACAAGAAAUCAAAAUACAGAUUCAGUUACCAAAACCUGAGACAAGAGCUCCUACGCGUGAAGGUGUCACUACAAUAUCUCGAUCAAGUAGUGUCAUCAAAGAUUUACUCCUGAGGAAUCAAAGCCCAUCACAGGUUGCUGUGGUACCUACAGAAAAUCAACCAAAUAUUCGCAGAAUGCUGAGUGCACCACAAAUGUCUCAACCUAAAAUUGACCAUAUCGUCGUUGAGGAGAUUGAAGGGGGUCACCUUGUCAUAGCAGAUUCUGUGGAGGUUGAUCUUCUUGAUCAGUCUCAUAGUAAUGCUCCAUACUUGGCUGCUGAUCGAUUAGACACCCGUGGUCAUAUAUCCCGUGCGAAAAGUCUUGAGAUUUCUGCGUCUGGAAUACCACAUUUUGGUCGAUUACAUGCCUCUUCAUCCUUGUCACUGUCAAGUAUCCCAGGAGCAUUACAGAGGUCCGCAUCUCUUGGCCAUCACCCAGGUGGCUCAAACAGCUCCCUGUCGCAACCGAAUUUGGCACAGAUGACGUCAUUCCAGAGACAAACUAGUACAGAAACACCACCAAACCAAAGCCAUGCAAGCUCUCAUUCUUUGCAGAAGUUGCGUGGGAAGAUUUUGAUGCGUCGGUCAAUGAGUGCAGAGCGUGUUGUCGAAGAUGAGUCAAUAGUGAAGCCUGACACACCAAAGAUAUCGCUAAGCAAACAGGUGACCACACCACAGAAACGUAAGGAAGCAUACAAGUCAACAUCACUUGGGAGAAGUUCUCUGACUAGCAGUUUGAAGCAGGCGUCAGUAGAACGACAGCCAUCCGUGGAGAAGCAAGUAUCAUUCGAUAUUGAUGGCGAAGAGAAGCAGAAGGAACGAAGAUCUAAAACUGACACGAAGGAUGAUUAUGAUAGGCUGCAUGUAUUCUCUCGAACUCAGUCAGAACCUGCAAUGGGUUUACAGCACAGCGGGGAGCAGAUGCGGGACGAACUAGCCAUGCCUGUAGCAGUGGCAAUACAACCAGAACCACGCUCAGAUCUGGUCGGUCAGUCACUACUAGGACUCCUGCCAAUGCCACCAAGGGAAGUACAGGAUGUUGUUGCCACAGGAAAAAAGGUCAUAAGUGUUUCCCUGCCAGGGUCAAGUCAGCAAGCAUUUAUUCUGCCAGUCAACCAGAGUUUUCAAUUCUUCCGUCAGCCAAGGUUAGCAAUUGCACCACUCCACCUUGGCCGCAUGUAUGGCAAUCAGAUGGUAUCAACUAGCCCCAGCAGCUCCUUCAAGUUCGCUACUUCACCAAAGGAUUCACCAAAUAUAUCCCCAGUGAAAGAGCCUGGGAAAAUUGUCAUGCGUGUACCGGCUGAUUUAAAGUCGUCAUCAAUUCAUAAUCUCCCUCCAGAGAAAGCAAUGUCUUUACUGUUAUUGGGGCACAACUAUCCAUCACUUCGUAUGUCCUCCAAUUUGUCUUUCUGUUCUUUGCAAGGGACGCAACCAAUGUACGUACCCAUAGGAAGCAGCAAUAAGAUAUCUAUGUACUCAAAUUGGAAGACAGCCAGUCAUAACCCAAACCCGAUGGGCCUGUCAAGCAAGGCACUGUUCUCUCUCUAUCGGACGCGCAAGUGGUCAUCGCGUGAGUACUUUGUGACAGCACCCACCCAGGCAGCCAACACUGGAGUCCUCACCCACAGCAGUGCAUGGAACUUCUUCAACAAUGUGAAAACUCCUGCCCAGCGGAACAUGACAGCACCAGUUAUUUCCAGCCAGAUUUCACCUUCGAAGGUGAAACCAGAUUUAAUCACAUCCCCACAGAGAGCAAAAGAUGACUCAAAUAUUCUGAUGACAAAGAUGACAAAGUUCAUUAAACUGCCGCAGGUGACAAAACAGGCAUCACUAGAUGAAAAUGCUCUUCGACGAAAUUCAGAGAACCGUGAACUGAAACGGUCGCUUUCUGAAAUGGUGACUCCAAAGCGUGUGAAGAUAUUCAAAGGAGGCUGGAAGUCCGAGGAAGAGUAUAUCUAUGUGCGUGGCCGCGGCCGUGGAAAAUAUGUGUGCGAGGAAUGUGGCAUCAGGUGCAAGAAACCCAGCAUGCUGAAGAAGCAUAUCCGCACUCACACUGACGUUAGACCUUAUGUUUGUAAGCAUUGCAGUUUCUCAUUCAAGACCAAGGGCAAUCUCACCAAGCACAUGAAGUCUAAAACUCACCAGAGGAAGUGUGUUGAACUUGGUGUCUUGCCAGUACCAAUUUGUAUUGAUGACUCGCAGAUUGAUUUGGAGGCCCUCGCACGUCAGGCCAGGUUGACCAAGGCACAGAAGGAUCUUGAGGAUGAAGUUGGCAUGAAUUCUGACGAUGAUGGAGAGGAUGACGAUGAUGAUGACGAUGACGAUGGUGAUGAUGGGGAGGAUAUGGAGAUUGAUGAUGAAGAAGAGACAAGGGAAAGUGUGAACGUUUUAUCAAGUCUUGAGAUGGCUGAACCAGAUCAUGAGGAAGAAGUGGUGACAGUUGAAACACCAGAGAAGACGAGAGCAAAUGCAGCCCCUGCCUAUGUGGCCAUCCGAGGGGAGCAGGGCAAUCAGCCAACAUUUGCUAAAGUCAUCCUGGAUGGUGAGAAGAUUUCUGAACAAAGACUUGGCACAAUAUAUGGCUAUCGAACAAAACAUGGCACGGACAAAGGAGACGAUGCAAGUCGCCAAACGAUAGAUGAUGAGAUUGCUAGGAGUCUCCUCGACCUGUCCAAGGGCGCUGAGCAGAGCCCAGGAGGAGACGACUCACAGGACUCGCAGGGUGAGAAACAAGGUGAACGUUUGGGUAGCCUUAUUGGGGCUCUGAUAGAUCGCACGGCGAUGACCAAGGGCGAUUCCCCAGUCAAGGUGAUUAUACAGCAGGAAGGAGGAGAACAGGUGAUUAUUGAGAGAACACCAUCACCUAUGGCUGCUGAUAAAAACGAAGUCAAGAAAACAGAUGAUGCUUCAAAGAGCCCUGCAGCAGCAUCAUCAAGUGUGCAAUUCAUCUUCACACCAGAUUCAACCUCGAAGAGUGGUGCUGGUACAAUACGGAUAACACAUUCUGGUUUUGUACCACCGAUCUUUUUCUCCAAAGAAGCUGCAAAAGAAAUGUCGGCAAAGAAUUCUGGCCCAACAGAGAAAGAGGAAGGUUCUGGUUCUGAUGCUGUUCAGGCACUGGACAAGAAGCAGAGGGUACCUACUGCGGUUGAAACAGCCAAGGGUAUAUGGCUAUCAUCAGGUGGUCAGACAGUCAAUUCCGGUCCUAUCAUUGGGCAAAUGGUGCGACCAAUACUAUUGCCAGGAUUGGGGCCGAACGUCACAGCUGCUACAAGUGCAGUACCUGUGAUUACUUCCACCAUCUCAUCACCUCGAUUAUCACCACAGAGCCAAGCAUCAAAUCCAUUUAGAGAUAAGCGAAAAGCCGAAAGUUUCGAACAAGUCUCACCACCAAAAAGACCAAGGACACUUUCACCGUUUUCACGUUGUUCAGAAAGACCAAUGCUGGGCGGGAAAAGGCCAGGUCUAGUCCGUCAGAUAAGUGUGGACAUUGCAGAUGAUUCAAUGCCAGGCAGUGCCAUCGGUUCUGACACGUCUCUGAUGGAUGCUGGUCCUGCUGGUUUAAGACAGAGCCCUUCUUCAUCUGGAGUACCAGUCCACUCGGUGUAUAGCCAUUCAGGGCUCUCAGCACCAGCAACAAGUGUCUUAGUCCGACAGCUCUCAGCCCCUCUCCCACAAGUCACCCAGAACCCGGGGAGCCAGGUUGAACCUGAGCAGAUGAGGAGAGUUGUUCGUAGUCCAUCACCCCUAACAGUCACAACUCCUGCAAUACAACUGGUUUCACCGCAGUCACAGAUUGUUCAAGUGUUGCCCCCUGGUGGAGUGAUUGGAAGUCUUAGCACAUCAGUGCAAAGCCCCCAGUUGGUCCUUCCUCAGGGAAUGAAACCUGUAUCUAUCGCUGAUCUGACAGGGAAAAGUGGUUACAUUCAACUUCUGAGCACUCCUAGUGGCCAGAUCACGCUCCUGCCUACCCAGAGUUACUUUGAGAAUCUCAAACCUACUAGUCCAGUUCUAGUGCAAUCGAUGCCUGUAAUGGGAGAACAAAUUUCCAGGGAAAAUGCUGAGCGGAGCUUAGCAGAUAAGGAAUGUGUGUCUGAGUCCAGGACAUGGCACGGAGAGUGUCAUUCUAUUGAAGAAGCCAUGGAUGUUGCUGAACAAAGAUCAAGGUCACCUUCCCGAUCGUUAUCACCUUCAGGGUCAAGAUCACCUGUAGGCUCAAGGUCACCAUCAGGUGCAAGGUCACCAUCUGGGUCAAGGUCACCUGGAUUAGAUGAAGAACCAAAGAGUCAAGGUCAAAAGGUGUCCAAGCUGGCCUCGUCACAAAGUCCCCAUCAACGUGAUGUCACAUAUGUGACUGGUGAGAAUAGUGCACCGUUUGAAAUCAAACCAAUACCAGGCAGGGUUAAUGAUGAAAAAGAGGCUCUCGUUGAUGGUAAAUAUGUGUGUACUACAUGUGGCAAACUCUUCACCGAGCACCACCAGUUGACAUUACACAAAAACAUCCAUUACAUAGAACGCCAGUAUCGAUGUGAGGACUGUAACAUCUCUUUUAGAACUCCUAUUCUGUUACAAAAGCAUCGACGUUCGGAAAGUCAUCAUGCGAAAUUAAGCGUCAAUCAACAAUUUGGGAUUCCAACUACAGACAAUCCACGCCCAUAUCGCUGCGAUGAUUGUGAGGUUGCAUUUCGCAUUCAUGGACACCUGGCAAAACACCUGAGGUCAAAAGCACAUAUCGCUAUGUUGGAGCGCAUGGGAAAAGUUCCUCAUGGAACGUCUUCACGAAUGGAACAUAGUGAAAGUGAUGGAAGUUUAGAAUCUGAUCCAUCGUUAGAUAGUCUUCGUCAAAUGAUUGACAAUGCCAACAACGCCACCUUAUUCCGGAAUAUGGAAGUGCAGAGUUCACCAGGCCAUGCAGGUGUCCCUUUCCGUGCCUUGUCGUCGUACUCCACUGAGUCAGAAUCUGGGGAACCUGUCCUUACUCGCUCGACCAGCUAUCCGCCCGUGCCGAUGAUUGUAAUCGACCAUGUUGAUGACGAUGACCCCACAGUUCCUCCCUGCGGCAUUCCAGAAAUCAUGAUCACCCCUGCAACACCUGUGGCAUGCAAUAUCCCGACAUCAAGUCCCCCGCCGGAGCCGAGUGAUACAGACCCUUCAUCUAUGCGUUCUAGUGAAUAUGAGACUGAUGUCCAUGCAUCAAACGAUCGUGUGACUGUGGAAAUAAAACAAGAACUUAUUGAUUUGUCUGAAGUUGGAGGACGACGUCAAGUUCUUGAUCCGAGUUCAAAACAGUUACCUUUGAUAAUAACAUUCCAGUGUUCGCAGUGUGGUGCUAAAAUGACAGACAAAUCAGUUUUUGAAAGUCACAUGAUUUCACAUCAGACUUCGAAAGCAACAUCUUUGAAUGAGGGAAAACAGCUGUCAGUUGAGGGUGGUGGUGUGGGAUGCAAAGGUGGUGUCACAUUGCCUGAUGGUGGUGCCAUGGUGCGGGAUGGCGGUGCCCAGAAGUGUGGGAUAUGUGCCAAAAGAUUUGCCUCCAUAGGAACACUUAGGCAACACCUUGCUAGCCACGCCGAACUGCGCCCAUACGUGUGUGAAUACUGUGAUGCGGGCUUUACCACUGGCCAGUCUUUGAGGAUUCAUCUCGGCACACAUAGACAGGAACGUCCAUACGUGUGUGGUAAUUGUGGCCUGACCUUUGCCCAGUCAGAUGACCUGAAUACCCACCACAGUAGGGAACACGGACCCCUGGAGGAAGACGUGCAGGCAAAAUCACAAGAUGGCAGCACUUCAUAAUCAUUGCUGACUUAACCUUGUAUUUGGAUUCUCAUUUCUGCUUUAAAUUUUCCUUAUCCUGUGAAACUUAUUUCAUGUAUUAAUUGUCCCAUACAUCCAUUCUGAGUAGCUGCAUUUCACAAGUUACAACCCUUAAGGCCGGUUUACACAUGCAACUUUUUAGGAGAAACACAUAGAAACUAAGAGAAACUUGACUGACAGGCUAUGUAAUUUGAACCAUGAAACCUAAAAGUUUCUUCAUGUUGCAUGUGUGAACUGGUCAAGAAACAUGAUGAAACCCCUUUCUUGAAACCUUGUGAAACUAGGAGAAACAUGAAACAAUUUACGAACAUGCUCGUAAAUUCUGGACAGGUUUCAUCAAGUGUCGAUUACAUUUUAACUCUGUGGCCAAUCAGACUGUGAUAAAAAGUCAUGUGAUUUUUACUCCAUAUCCAAAAUGGCAAAAUGGCUAAAAGUGACAAGUCAAAUGCAUAUGAGUGUUUCAUAGUGUGUCACUGUGUAAAUGUCCAAGGUAAGGUUUCUCGAUGUUUCAUGUUUCUCAGUGUUUCUCCAUGUUUCAUUGGAAAACGUUGCAUGUGUAAAGCGGCCUUUAUGUGUGAUUAAAAAGUUUAAAAUUGGUGUUCAUAGGGUCAUAUCAACUACAGUAGAUGUUAUCAUUCCACUUUACACUAAAUCUUUCGACUUACCAAAAACAUCACCUUAUAAUAGCUCUUUGAUCCACCUACCGGGUGAACGCGGUUUGCUUUUCACUGUCAGUCCCCUGUGAUGAAAAACCUGAUACAUUUGGUUGAGCCGUAACAGUCUCUGGCCGACAAUUAUAAUAAUAAUAAUAAUAAUAAUGAGUCUUUUAUAUAGCGCCAUUCCGUGACACUAUAGUUCUCGAUCAAAGCGCUUUGGAAUAUCAUAUUAUUACCCCGGUCUCCACAGAAAUCAAUCAGGGGUUUCAAGGAGCAACCAGAAGGUGUUCACUUGAACUCAAACAAUUGUUUUGAAAACGACCAUAGCGCUAUCUGACAUCAUCUCUGAAUAUCUAUCUUUCAGUUGGCAAGUUCCAUUGAGAUUAGUGGUUGCAAUUUCACGUGAGAGAUCGCAGUUGUUGUGUGUAUUGGCAGACGAUAAGAAAAACUUGGGAAUCAUCUGUCAAACAAUUUCAAUAACCAAAAAAACAAUCACAGACAAAAAAAACCUAAUAAUCAUUGAUCUGGCUUUGAUUUAUCAUCCAUCAUUCAAAAAACUAGAUAAUUUUGAGAAAUUUAAUUGAUUUGUUGGAAAUUUUCCCACCAAUUCUGUCUGUUUUUCAGACAAAGAGGCAAAAAUCUUAUCAUAUUUUUUCAUGGAAUCUGUCAAACACUUUCAAUAACCGAAAAAACAGUCGCAGACAAAAAACCCAAUAAACAUUGAUCAGGCUUUGAUUUAUCAUCCAUCAUUCAAAAAACAAGAUAAUUUUGAGAAAUUCAAUUGAUUUGUUGGAAAUUUUUCCACCAAUUCUGUCUGUUUUUCAGACAAAGAGGCAAAAAUCUUAUCAUAUUUUUUCAUUGGAAUCUGUCAAACAAUUUCAAUAACCGAAAAAACAGUCGCAGACAAAAAACCCAAUAAACAUUGAUCAGGCUUUGAUUUAUCAUCCAUCAUACAAAAAACAAGAUAAUUUUGAGAAAUUCAAUUGAUUUGUUGGAAAUUUUUCCACCAAUUCUGUCUG